This is a messenger RNA of Brassica rapa (field mustard), 3620 nucleotides long. Its product is annotated as heat stress transcription factor B-4. The record is from RefSeq and is a predicted model, not a curated record. Gene Ontology annotation, cellular component: nucleus. Gene Ontology annotation, molecular function: RNA polymerase II cis-regulatory region sequence-specific DNA binding; DNA-binding transcription factor activity. NCBI's taxonomy places the organism in Eukaryota, Viridiplantae, Streptophyta, Magnoliopsida, Brassicales, Brassicaceae. Gene Ontology annotation, biological process: regulation of transcription by RNA polymerase II.
UCACUAGGGUCUUUUGGCUUUCUUGUUAGCUUGGUGGAGCUUCACCGGAGGUUGUGUUCUCGGUCAGUCUGGCGGUUCUAUAUGGGCCCCCGGUUAAAAGGGUGUACAUGGUCUUGGGUUGGUUGGUUGGAGGCAGCAAUCUUCAACUGUACUUUCCGAACGACGGCAUCGCUGGUUCAGAGCCUUCCUCGUGCUGCUGGUGCGAUUCUUCUUGGGUUAGUAAGCAGGUUGGAGAUUGUGAUUCUUUGUGUAGGUUGUGGCUUGUGGAUCUUCGGAAGCUGUAGGAGCUGUGUGUUUCAAGGUUUGAGGGUGCUUUCUCCGGUAGCUCGCGGUAACUGGUUCUCACUCCGUUCAUACCUGUUCCUCUGGUCCGUCAUUGCUCCGGUGAUGUCUCGUAUAAAGUCUCAGUCUUUGUUUCUUUCCUGUUGAUCAUUUCUUGCUGCUUGGAUUCUUUUGUUUAGCUUAAUUUUCUGCAAAUCUGUUUCUUGUACAUCUCUGUAUUUUUGUAAAAAAUUGAAAAUCUGGUAAUAAUAUUUAAUAUUUUACCAAAGAAAAAAAAAAAAAAACAUGCACAAACAUCCUAAUUAAGGGAAACAACAUGCACCACCACUUGUUCCUGAAAUAGCGAUCAUGGUCAACGGAUGCAAAAAAAAAUCCGUUGGUUCCUUCCACUCUGAUACUAAAACGAUAUGGACCAAUUUAAUUUUGAUCUAAUAGUCACAACCACUGUUUUAACGUGAAAGAAAAGAGAAAAAAAUUUACUUCAAUUUUCUUUAACCAUAACCUCUUUUUGAGAAUAAAUUUAUUGUUGAUAAUUGGUUUGUUACUAAUAAAAAUAAAAUAUAUAAUAUAUAAUUUAAUGGUAAAAAGAAGCUUAAAACUGAUAUAAAAUAGAAAACAUUAAAACCAAUGUAAAGGAAAAUUUCUCCAGAACUCUUUGACGACGUAUAUCGAUAUCUUACACUGCAAUAUAGGUACGGAUCCGUGGGAUAUUAUCGCCAAACAGUUUUUGUAUGGUGAACGGCCUAGUCCAUCAUAUUCAAUAAUUGAAAGUUAUACAUUGUGAAUAUGAAAUAUGAACGAGUAAUUUUAUUAUAUUCCACUGAAGCAGUUAUAUAUGAUUAGAUUUUAAAAUCCGUUUUUUACAUGAGUUUAUAGUAUUUAAAGUUACGUUUUUUUUAUUUCAUAAUACAUGAAGUUUUGAUUUUUUACACACAUUAAUUUUUUUUUCUAAAACAAAUCCUUGAAAAUAUAAUUUUAACCUAAUUAAUUUAAUUAUAAAAAAUAUUAAAAAUUUAAUUGGUUACACUGAUAAAAUUAAAAUUAUCUAAAUAUGUGAAAACAUCAUCUAUUAUGAUACAACAACGAUCAUUUAUCUAUACUGAAACAAACUGAAAGGAGUAUAUAUUUGAUCUAGUCACAAAACGAAAAUAGCAAGUAAACCUAAAAGUAGAGAAACACUAUGUGGCAAUUAAGCCGGUGAAUAUGUUUGUCGUUAAUUCAAACAAAGUUAAAAUUAUUCAAGUAGAAUCACUCUUUUACGUAUUGGUCAAUAGUCUAAUCAAUUGACAUCCAUGAUAUUUAUUUUCUGAAUCAAAGAUUAAUCAUUUGAUGAUCAUUCAAAAUCAUUUACAUUAUACAUCUAUAUUUUCACCUCAGGUUUUAACCAACAUUUUUGGGUGUGUGGACAUACAAAAGUAUCACACGGGUCUCCAAUUUCAUUUACAUUUCUUAGAGUAUCAACAUUCACAAAGUUUUUGAAAGGAGUUUCUAUAAUAUAUAUAAUAUACAUAUGCUAAAAUUUAAAUCACAUUUUAAAUAAUAUUUAAGUCGAUAAUAACCCAAAUUCUCAACAUAAAAAAAUCUCUCAUCCGAGAGACUAUUUCUCUUCUCUCUUUUUUCUUUUAUCGCCUCUCUCCUAAUUUUAUUAUUUUCAUAGGAAAAACUUGGUUGAGAUAUCAAGGGAUGAUCAUGUCCUAAGACAUAUUCAUCUAUAGUAAAGCAUGUGCAUUGAGAGAUUGAGAUUAAAACAUGUCCACUGAAAGAUAUAUUAGAACCUCAUUUUGAGGACUUCUACAGUAAAUAUGUUUUUACAAAGAAAAGAUGUUCUUACCAUCUCAAUUUGUAACCAACACUAUUUGUGUGAGUGUGUGUGUCUGUGGGCAUGCAAAAAUAAGAUCACACACGGGUCUUCCAAUAACAUAUAUAGCAGGAAAAAAUAUCCAUACAUUGUUAUAAAAUAAAAGUAUAUAAACAAAAAGAAAUUACAAAUUAAUAGUAGUUACACAUGAGGACAGAUACACACACGUACGAUCUAUAACCUCAAAAUAAAUAAAAAGCAGAAAAACAAAACAGAAAAUAGUACACACUCACUACUCAGUACUGGAGUACCGCCCCAGGCUCCAUUUUUAUCCAACCACACCGAUACAAAACAAACACAACCGUCUCUCUACCUCUGUCUUCUUUUUCUCUCACCCUCUUCUCUUUCUUUUAUGGCGAAGAUGCUGGAGAAUAGCUAUGGUUACGGCACCGGAGAAAGGAUACAGUUAAUGGUGGAAGGUCAAGGAAAGGCGGUUCCUGCACCGUUUCUGACCAAAACGUAUCAGCUUGUCGACGAUCCCGCGACGGAUCAUGUCGUUUCUUGGGGAGACGAUGACACCACUUUCAUCGUUUGGCGUCCGCCGGAGUUCGCUCGUGACCUUCUCCCUAACUACUUCAAACACAACAACUUCUCUAGCUUCGUUCGUCAGCUCAACACUUACGGUUUCAGAAAGAUUGUUCCAGACAGAUGGGAGUUCGCGAACGAGUUUUUCAAAAGAGGAGAAAAGCAUCUACUCUGCGAGAUCCACCGGAGAAAGACAUCUCAGAUGAUUCCAAACCAACACUCUCCGUUCAUCACUCACCAUCCUCCGCCGCAGAUUCCUUUCUCCGGCGGCGCUUCUUUCUUCCCUUUACCACCUCGUGCCGACGCCUCCGCCGCAAUGGACGACCACUACUGGUGCGAAUCUCCUUCCCCGAGACCACGUGUAGUCCCCACCACCGCCGACGCGCAAGUCGCCGUAUUAACCGAAGACAACGAGAGGUUACGGCGGACCAACACGGUGUUAAUGUCGGAGCUUGCUCAUAUGAAGAAACUGUACAACGACAUUAUCUACUUUGUUCAGAACCAUGUCAAGCCUGUCGCUCCGAGUAACUCUUUCCUACAGAAACAGCAACAACCUCCUCCUCCUCCUCCUCCAAUCGAUUAUUACAAUAAUGCAACUGUCCCUAAUCACUCUCCUCCUACUUCUCAAAGCUCCAUUACUCUUCUUGAAGAUGACACUAAUCCGGAGAGUAUUACGAGAAAGACGAAGCUUUUUGGAGUUUCCUUGGCUUCUUCCAAGAAGAGAUCACAUCAUUUCUCAGAUCAAAGUAGCAAAACUCGACUUGUGUUGGAUAAGUCAGAUCUUGGAUUGAAUCUCAUGACUGCUUCUACACGUUAAGAGUCCCCUUUUUUUUUUUUGUUAAGUUUCAGCAUUAUCAGCACUAAUGUUGUUUAUGAAUGAGCAUCAUCAUCAAUCUUAAAGACUUUGUUUUCUUUGAUUAAUAAAUCUUCUUCUAAUCGAUUGAGUUUUCAGUUU